GGUUGAACCUGGAAUAUCCGCUAUAUCCUCUCUCUAGUGUUUUUCUAUUUAACUUAACUUGUAUUCUUUCCCUAUAAGUUGUCUCGUUCUGCACAAUCCGCACUUGUUUCCCGCCCGCCAUGACAUCCACUCCUUUUGCUUUUGUAUCUCUUUUAACAUCGGACUCGUAUUUGCCAGGGGCACUCGCACUCGCUGCUGCACUCAAGGACGUGCACGCAAACCUACAAGAAUCAAAGGACACCCCUGCAUAUGAAACUGCAUGUCUCGUAACCCCAGAAACUCUCGAUGUUUCUACUAUAAAACUGCUCAGAAGAGCAUUCGAUGUCGUUAUUGGUGUCGAAGUCAUCAGCCAGGAAGAUGACAAGGGCUUGACUUUACUUGGCCGUCCAGAUCUCAACACAGUCAUCACAAAAAUCCAUGUUUUUCGUCUCACGCAAUAUUCCAAAGUCAUAUUCCUCGAUGCAGACAUUCUUCCAAUUCGCCCUCUUUCUCACCUAUUCACAUUGCCGCAUGAGUUUUCGGCGGUUCCAGAUGUCGGAUGGCCCGAUAUAUUUAACUCGGGCAUGAUGGUUCUCUCACCUGGGGAUGACCAUUAUAAUAAUAUACAGGAACUUCUCAAAACCAGAGGAAGCUGGGAUGGUGGUGACCAAGGCCUGCUCAAUGAAUGGAGAGGAGGGGACUGGAAUAGACUCAGUUUUACCUAUAAUACCACUCCAACUGCUGCGUAUACAUAUGCGCCUGCUUACGAACGUUUCGGGUCAAACAUCUCUGCAAUCCACUUCAUCGGAACCAACAAACCUUGGAAUUCCAUCGCAUACCGUGCCCCUGGGUCUGCCGCUUCCACCAAACUUUCUCAGACUGAUAGCGCAACCAAUGUAAAUACACCACAAGCAUACGACUACUCCUCUCUCGUCGACAAGUGGUACUCUGUUUAUGACAGACAUUAUCGCUCGCAUACCAUUGCACCUGAUACCGAUUUUGAGGUGCGCAGGUAUGUCUCUGCGUGGAACGAGCAAGGCGCCUCUGGUGCUGAGGUCCUCGACACGACUGUCGUACCUGUCGGUGGUGCGCUCGGUCUGGAUGACCUCCGCCGCCUUGCCGUACAGGGUAUGAGCUCAUGGAGCCUUCUUCAAACUGAUCGAGCCAGUGGAGAGGGCGAGUACAGGAGCAUGCCAAUCGAUGGGCGCAUCGAUUUGAUGCGCCCAAAAACGGCGGAACAGACGAAGACAUUGGAUAUGGCUAUACCUAAAGAACCAGAGCAAAGUCCUCAGGUCCCAGCACAGCCUGACUCUGGACCCUCGACGCCUAUUGCCAGCAAGGCGAAGCUUCCAACAGAGUCACCAGUGAGAUGGACAACUCUUCCCACCCCUGGGCCUAACGAGCUUCCGCCUGCUCCCCAUGUUCGCAUGCUCUCGCUGCCGCCAACGCCAUUGCAUUACGUGCCUGCACCUUAUAAGCCCGUUACACCUGAGAUUGUUGGUGAGACGCCUGGUGGCACAUUGCACAGGGUCGAACGGCCUCGACCAGCGUCACCUCCCUUAGUGUCUUGGAAUCCAGCUCUUGAGCCUCCGCCAACGGCUACCCCGUCGACGUCGUUCCCUAUGGACAAUUAUUUCAUGAAUGCGUGGGACCACUCUACGAGCACCAACCUGACAUCUCCACCUUCUCAGCAUUCUUUGUUUCGCCCUCCCCCACAGCCUGAAAUCCCUGAGUCGCUCGUGCGCGAGGGGCAUUAUCGACAUGUGACCGGUCCUGGGUCAGACGAAACGGCUGCUUCUCCUAGUCCAGAUCGCACCAAGGUGAAGCGCAUUUUCCCAUGGGAGGGAAGGCCUAGGCAGAUUCCUGGUCGGGUGUUCCCUGAGAACGAGUCCCCCCCUCCUGGUGCUGUAUUUUUGCGAUCUGCACCGCCGCCCGAGGCUCCUACGACCCCAGAGAGGAAGGGAAGGGCGGGGUUAACGAUACCUGUUAUGCCAUCUCCACUGAUGGGUUUCCCGCCAUCGUUGACAUAUGCGAAUGCAUGGGACAAUGUUCCUAGUAUCCAAAAGUAUGCAUCGCGUCUUGUUCGUCCUCCGCAAGCUCAGCCUCUUGGGCCAGCUUUUGAGGAUACGAGUGAUGGAGGGAAGAGAGGGAGUCGUGCGUGGAGCGACAAGGCGGAGGCGAGUAGCCAGGACGGGGAUGUUGAGGAUGAGGUGGAUUCGGAUAGUGAUAACGAGACGUCAAAGGGACGAUCUCGAAGUGCGAGUCUGUCGUCCAGGGCGAAAAGGGUCAAAUAUCGUUCUACGGGUAUACAGACCGUGCCCAAAGUGCGUCGAGAUCAGAGCACCCAAGUUGACCCCUUGCCUGUCGUCGCCGUCACUAAUGCGGAUGCUACAACCAAGCAGCAGCGAGUUCGCACUGCUAGUGUGACGAGGCGUCAGUGGCCGCCUUCUACGGGGUCGAACCUACUUCCACCUAUAAUGGCAGAAGAUGUCGUUUUUGGAGGAGAUCCGUCAGAGAUGGACUCUCCAGCUGCUUUGACAGGCUCGCCUACCAGGUUGUUAUCCCCGCGUGCUGCUAGCUCUCCACCAGCGUCUUCACCUUCCCGAGCUUCUGCACCAACGAUUGUUACGACUCCGAGAGCGAAAGCGCUGGCGACGAGCACGCCUUCUCCAUCUGAUCGGCAGGGGUCGAACGAGGCAUCCCCGUUGUCGUCUGCAGGGCCUGUGUCUCCACCUGAGGGUGAGCCGUUCGCAUCGCCCUCUAGUGUUGGAUCUGGGAGGAAGGCUGGACGGGUAUGGGACCCUGCUAGAGGUGUUGAGGUGUUCAAGAGGAGCUCUGAAGAGGUUCUGGCCAAAUUUUUGAAGAUGGGAUCAUGGGAGGAUUCUGCCACUCGUGCGUAAGGCAAUGGUGAAAUUUUUUUCAAAAAUGUUAUUCAUAACAGCGGACAAAUCACGCGUUUUCGUUUUCAUUUCUUCCAUUUCUCGAUUUUCAUUUUCCCCUCGCGUGUACGUUUAUAUUCUCCACACUUUCAUGUCUUGCCCUGUUUGAGCUUGUUCAUUGCAUGUUCUCGCGAUACCCAACCCAUGAUACUCCAUAUUUCCAUGCAUGUUUGUUUGUUCCCUUUACUCUUUACUUCUUUGCCUGUAAAGAUGUGUUAUACCUCGCGAUCAAUUUCACACUGCACUUUGAUUCAAUAUUUCAAUGUGUAGCAUUCCAAGCUUUUGUAGUAACCGCUUGUAUGU
Molecule: messenger RNA, 3221 nt
Organism: Serpula lacrymans var. lacrymans S7.9
Lineage: Eukaryota; Fungi; Basidiomycota; Agaricomycetes; Boletales; Serpulaceae
Product: glycosyltransferase family 8 protein
Exons: 4
Coding region: 120-2879 (919 amino acids)
Cellular component (GO): cytoplasm
Molecular function (GO): glycosyltransferase activity
Source: RefSeq, a predicted model, not a curated record